Pieris napi is the source of this 1979-nucleotide messenger RNA. RefSeq lists its product as uncharacterized. Lineage: Eukaryota; Metazoa; Arthropoda; Insecta; Lepidoptera; Pieridae. The transcript has 4 exons. The record is from RefSeq and is a predicted model, not a curated record. Bases 48 to 482 code for a protein of 144 amino acids.
GUGGAAAACAGAGUUUAAAUCUUUUCUUUGAUGCCAUUUAGGAGCAGAUGUUAUUUGGGACAACACACUUAAAUCCUCCAAUUCCAGAAAAACUCCAUUUGAAGUCAUUCGGUUUCAUCUGCCACAUGUAUCUCAACAACAUCAAGGGAGGUGGAUCCGCUAUACCUCCUAAAAAGGAAGAUCCUUUUCUUCAGAGGAUCUUAUGCCUAAUAUCCACCAGUGCUGUUGUGUUAUUUAACCCUUAUGAUUGUGACACAAUGAUUCCUGCAGUUCAAAAUCAAACUGCAAUAUCUGCUGUAGAGACCGAGGAUUUCGCAGAAUCACCCCCAGCAGAAUAUAAAGAUAUCUUACUGUCUCCAAGUGUGGUGAUUGUAGACGACCACGUAAGUGAAGCAAGAGUAAAGACAACACAACCUAAUAAUAAAGAUGUUGUGACAAAGUUAAUUAUUGAUAUCUACAUAAACUGUUUUAAUAAAACAUAGUCUACUUUUAAAAUAUUUGUUAAAAAUCAUUGUGAACAUCAAUAAUAUUAGGUCCUUACAUAUGAAAUUGGCGUUUUGUAUGGGAGGAACAAAAAGUCGAAUAUUUUUAAAUAUAAUAUAUUUAAUUAAUCAAAGUAUGAACCAUUGUUUUCUAUGCACUUUUGGCAUCUCAUAGGUAGUUCAUUGAUCCCUUUACUAAAAAAACCAGUCGGACGGGAAUCAAUAAAAUCAAUAAAAUCGUUAAGACAACUUGCUACUUCAUUAGGACCUCUUUUUGCAAUCUGUUCAUCCCACAUAUAUCAAUAAUUAUACACAUUGUGUUUUCGCUUAUAAAUACUGAUAUUUCCAUGCGGUGCGCUUUCUGGAAAUCGAAAACAAUGCAUGCUUUGUUGUCAUUACCAGCUAUUAAUUUGUUUUCCAGCUUUAGCAUUCGAGCAUAUUCCCUUUCCUUCUGAUGUUUUUCGUAUAUAGGAACAUGAAAGCCAAUCUUCAUAUUAUAAUUUACUAUAUCUUUAUAUUGCCUUACAGUCUGCACUUUACUAUUAUAACCAUUUUCAGUACACCAUUCUGAAUUCAUGUUAAAUAUUUUUGAAAAUGAUAAUGAGGGAUCUAAAGUGAUCUAAAACGCUUUGUUUAAUUUCGUCUGUAACUACUCUACGGUGAUGUUUAUGGCGAACUCUGCCAUCAAUAAAAGUAUCAAAAUCAGUUGAUUCAUGUUUUUUUUGUAGGGCAGUAUAAACAAAAUCAUUACAUAUGGAAAAAGUAUUCAGGAACAUCGUUUUACAUACUUUUUUUAAUGCUACUUUGUUAUCAUUUGAUUUAAUUGGAAGAUGGUUUUUUUUUAAAUUUCCUAAUAUCCCCGACUCUUGUGGUGCGGGACCUUAUUUUAUACUGUAAGCUGACAGGCGCAAGGGUGGCAUUUGUCCAUAGACAUUCGUGUUUAGCUUCGUGUUACAAGCCGCCAUUUUGAUGUUCACACAGCGAGCCGUCGUACAUACCUUUUUCUCUCGGGACCUUGCCGCGAACGGACGGGUGCAUCACUCCACAUCCAUGCGUAUCGUAUUUUAUUGUUGUUUAUGUUUCAAGAUUAAUAUUAGACAUUAUAAGUGUGUGUUUAUGGAAAUAAAGUUUCCCAAUAGAGAUUUCAUCAGCUGAUGAUGAAAGCUCUCUCAAAUUGAAAGAUAUCUGAAGAACUUUUAAGAAUUAAUUUUUUUUUUCAUUUCAGCAGGUGGAUCCGCUAUACCUCCUAAAAAGGAAGAUCCUUUUCUUCAGCGGAUCUUAUGCCUAAUAUCCACCAGUGCUGUUGGGUUAUUUAACCCUUAUGAUUGUGACACAAUGAUUCCUGCAGUUCAAAAUCAAACUGCAAUAUCUGCUGUAGAGACCGAGGAUUUCGCAGAAUCACCCCCAGCAAAAUCACCUGCAUCAUAAGCAUACCCCACAUACACACCUUCACGUACUUACACUCACUCUUACACCAUCACACAACACAGCCAAAUU